UCUAAAUUAUAUAUCCUCGAUCACUUCUAGUCAGCUUUGACGCAACUCUCCUCAGCUAACGCGUCUUUUUUAAGUGAAUAAAACCCUUGUCACCUGACCUGAAUACUGCACGCUAAUUCGCUAAAACAUACUUAUCGGUUUCUGUACACAAACAUCAAGGGCGUUUGUCGGUUUCUGCUGUAAAAUGUGAACUGGUGAUGCCUUGACAGUGGACAAUACCGGCUUUUCUGACAAAACGUAUUUAGAGUUCAGAACGUGCUAUAUGUGGAAAAUAACGCACGGCAGUUUUUUCUUUCUUUUUUUUUUUUUUAAGUGCCGUUUAUCGGUUUUUGCAAAUGAACUUUUCAAGUCUUGAAGCUUUGUGUGACAAACAGGCCAGAUUUUAUGCAAAAUCUUAUUUUUCGGUGAACUAAAAUGAUCUCUUAAGUGCUAAGUGAUGCUAAGUGUUCCCAAAUAAGACAUUUAAAUAAAUCAAAAUUACGAUGACUGACGAUAUUCGUUGCAUUGGUUAUACUGGAGCUCAGUGCAUUUGUUAUGGCUGACUGACAAGAAGAAGAAUACUUAACUUGGAUGCGCCUCCGCUCAGCUCUUGGAACUGAACGCUUUUCUGUGUAACAUUCCAGAUGAUGGACCCUGCGAUCUUUGGAAUAUAUUUAUUGCAAAUCUUUAAGGAAACAAUGAAAAUGGAUAAAACACACUCAAGUCAACCGGUCCCACUCUGUCUGACUUUCAUGCUAAUCACUGCACAUUUCCUUACGCCCCCCUUCAGCAUGCAAACUGGCCUUUCAGACAAGCUCUCACCUGCAGAGUCUGGCUAACAUCACCGGAAUUGCUCUCUCCCAUAUGAAGCAUCGUUACUGCAAAUGAGAUAUAUCACAUUAUACUGCUGGAACAAAUGCACACAUUUCUGCAGAGCUCAAUUCGCACCUCCCCUUUACUCAUGCACAGACACACUGAGGGUUUGAUAUUAUUAAUCCCAAGUUCAAGAGCAUCUUGACGUCAGCGUGUACUCAGGUGGGGUUACACCAUCAUCAGCCCUUGAGACCUGCAGCCUUGUGCCCAAUUUAGAGCUGUAACUAGGAGGGUCCCCUCAUCUAUUGUGUGUGAUUGUGUGAAAGCGAGAAGGGGUGUGGCAUACACAACUACCAUUAGACACAUAAAUUCAUGGGCUUUACUCUCAUCCAGGUCCGUGUCUCAUUCUCACAGGAUAUUGGAUGGUGUAUCUUGGGUCUCAAGACUCCUCUGCCAACAUCCACUUUUUAUUUGUCUUUGUCAGAGAUUUAUUGCCCUGGUAACAAGACUGUGACGGCUGCAGGUGUUGAAUGCACAGAGAACAUCAGAGAUUUGGUGAAUCCAGCUGUUAUGAAGGUGGAUGACGCAGGGAUAUCCAGACACAAGCCCUGCAGGCCGACCGAGAGUAGAUGUGCACUGAGACUUGCAAUAAUAGUGACGUUCCGAAGGACUGGAUUGCUGAAACAACACAGUGUUUACCAGAGGCCACUGGACUGCACACAGCCAGGGAAGAACAUGGACUACCUGUGGGGGAUUGUACUGCUGCUGUGGGCUCUCGGGGUGCCGGAGAGAGGAACCGACGCACAGAGGAGCAAGAACAACAUACCCCGGCUCAAACUCUCGUAUAAAGAAAUGUUGGAAUCCAACAACCUGCUUACUUUCAAUGGACUGGCCAACAGCUCUGCCUAUCACACCUUUUUAUUGGAUGAGGAGAGAGGUCGGCUUUUUGUGGGGGCAAAAGACCAUGUGCUGUCCUUCAACUUGGUGGACAUCAAUAUGGACCAGCAACUGAUAUCUUGGCCUUCUUCACCUUCUCGACGAGAUGAAUGCAAGUGGGCUGGGAAGGACGUCCAGAAGGAGUGCUCUAACUUCAUAAAGGUUCUGCAGCCGUUUAAUCAGACGCACUUGUAUGUGUGUGGAACAGGAGCCUUCCAUCCCGUCUGUGCUUAUGUGGAAGUGGGCAAACGCCCGGAGGACAACAUCUUUCGGCUAGGGUCAUCAAACUUUGAAAAUGGCCGUGGAAAGAGUCCCUAUGACCCCAAACUGCUGACUGCUUCCAUGCUGAUCGAUGGGGAACUGUAUGCUGGGACAUCAGCGGACUUCAUGGGCCGGGACUUUGCCAUUUUCCGAACUUUAGGCAAGCACCAUCCAAUCAGAACAGAGCAGCACGACUCCAGAUGGCUCAACGAUCCUAGGUUUGUCAGCGUGCAUCUCAUCCCAGAGAGUGACAACCCUGAAGAUGACAAGAUCUAUCUGUUCUUUAGAGAGAACGCCAUUGAUGGGGAGCAAAUCAGCAAAGCCACACAUGCCAGAAUCGGACAGCUAUGCAAGAACGACUUUGGAGGCCACAGGAGUUUGGUGAACAAAUGGACCACCUUCCUAAAGGCUCGUUUAAUCUGUUCCGUUCCUGGCCUGAACGGCAUCGACACACACUUUGAUGAACUACAGGAUGUUUUUCUCAUGAGCUCCAAGGAUCCUAAAAACCCUAUUAUCUAUGCUGUAUUUACAACAUCCAGUAAUAUCUUUAAGGGCUCAGCGGUAUGCAUGUACAGUAUGGCAGAUAUCAGGAGGGUGUUUCUGGGCCCGUAUGCCCACCGAGAUGGACCCAACUACCAAUGGGUACCAUUUUUGGGUAGAGUUCCAUACCCAAGACCUGGCACGUGCCCCAGCAAAACGUUUGAUGGUUUUGAAUCAACAAAGGACUUUCCUGACGACGUUAUCACAUUUGCCAGAAGCCAUCCGGCCAUGUACAACCCAGUGUUCCCCAUCAACAACCGUCCAAUCAUAAUCAAAACUGAUGUUGACUACCAGUUCACUCAGAUAGUGGUGGACAGGGUAGAGGCAGAGGACGGCCAGUAUGAUGUCAUGUUUAUUGGCACUGACAUGGGCACAGUUCUAAAGGUGGUUUCAAUCCCUAGAGGAACAUGGCAUGACCUUGAGGAAGUCCUGUUGGAAGAGAUGACUGUGUUCAGAGAACCAACAGCCAUUACUGCCAUGGAGCUCUCCACAAAGCAGCAACAACUCUAUCUUGGAUCCACCAUUGGGGUUUCUCAGAUGCCACUGCAUCGCUGUGACGUGUACGGAAAGGCCUGCGCUGAGUGCUGUCUGGCACGUGAUCCUUACUGUGCCUGGGAUGGCUCACAAUGUUCCCGAUACUUCCCAACUGCUAAGAGGAGAACGAGGCGUCAGGAUAUCAGGAACGGAGACCCUCUGACACAAUGUUCAGAUCUGCAACAUCACGAUGAGGCAGAUGGCGAGAGAGGUUUGCUGGAUAAGAUGGUAUAUGGGGUUGAGAACAGCAGCUCUUUUCUGGAGUGCAGUCCUAAAUCCCAACGUGCCCUUAUUUACUGGCAGUUUCAGAGACAUGGAGAGGACCGCAAACAUGAGAUAAAGUCCGAUGAGCGGGUGUUGGGCACAGAACAGGGUCUGUUGAUCCGAACCCUCCAUCAGAAGGACUCUGGUGUGUAUUACUGCCACGCUGUCGAGCACGGCUUUAUCCAGACCCUCCUCCGCCUCACCCUCAACGUCAUUCCUGCAGAACACCUGGACGAUCUCCUGCACCGAGACACGCCCGACAGCAACGAUCCGGCCAGUGGCAAGAUGUGGUACCGCGACUUCUUGUCCCUCAUCAACCCGCCGAGCCCGAACAGCGUCGACCAGCUCUGCGAACAGGUUUGGAAGAGAGAACGGAAACAGCGCAGGCAGAAAGCCAAUCUGCUGCACUCCAGCCAAUCACACGCCAGCCAGCUCCUUCACUCCAGCCAAUCACAUGCCAGUAAGUGGAAGCUGCUACAGGAAAACAAGAAAGGACGCAACCGCAGGACCCACGAGAUGCAGCGAGCACCGCGCAGCGUGUGACCUGGACACCAAAUAAAAUCUGUUCCACAGACAUAACGCUGAGACUGAAAACAGGAAGGGCGGAAUUCCACUUCCUGUAGUGUGAGUGUGAGAGAGAUUUACUUGUGAACCAGAGCACAUCUUCAUUCACACCUACAGUACGUAUUGAGACUCGAACCCUGAGAGGACGUAAUGUGAUGCUAACAGAUACUGAAAUACCUGUAAAUAUGACAUAAAUACAAAAAUAUACUGUGAGACAGGUUUCGGUCUGUAUAAAAACCCUGUUUCAUUUUAUGAGGGACAAAACAUGGAUACUGAAAGACCACUGUUUAACCUCCAUUUAGCCGAAGCACAACCCCAGCGCAUUCUGGGUAAUGAACUUGUCAGUAAUAUUAUGUGUAUAGUGUGUUGACCUUAACAUAUACUGUAUAUCUUUGUAUCAGAACUGUAGGCCCUUCUGUUUAUGUACGUAUCCAUUAAUUAAGGUAUUGCUUCGUUAUGGUUUAUUCUUCUUUUCCCCCCUCUUUCCGUCUUCCUCCUUGUGUUUUCUAUUUUGAUCUGCUGCGAAAGCAAUGCCUCAGCAAAUCCAUUAAUGGAACUGUGUUGUUCCUCUGAAUAAGCUCUUCCUGACAAGAAAAAACAACAAAAAAAUCUUUUCUGCUAUUUUUUUAGAUUAAUAUUUAAUUUUGUACUGUGCCAGAGUAUAUCUAAAAUAUUACAUAAUAGUUUUAUUUUAUUAUUUGUUGUCCUCAUUGUAAACCACUGCAUUGUGAGGGUACACAAGUCCUCUUCACUAUGACUUUUCUCCUCAGUUAAGUUAUUUGUUGACACGAUUUAAUCUAUGUUCACAUUCACGUUUAUAAACCAUUGUGGUUCAGUAUGUGAAAUAUGGUGGCAUUUAUUAAGGAGUACUGCCAUUAUGAUCCUUUUUGAUAAGUUUGUUGCACAUAUUUGGGAAAUAUUGGUUUUCACUACAUUUACAAAAGACAAAUACAAAUAAUUUAUGAAAGACCAAUCCACACUACCACUAUGGAGACGCAGGGUACGUUUACACGACAACGAUAUGCUUAAAACAGAGAAGUUUUACCUUGUACAAGACGACACCAUUGUCAAAACGAUCCCCAUUCAUACGAAUCCGUGAAAAUGAAUAAAACGCUGUAUUCUGCUGGCAGGCCAUUAGAUGGCGAUGAAACACUAUAGACUGAACAUGUAAUGCGCAUGUGCACGACGUCAUCAUUUUCACAGAUUCGCGUUUUUGUUGUUUACACGGAGACCGUUUUCAGAAACUUUUACUUUGAAACCCGUUUUCAAAAGUUUGCGUUUUCAGGCCACCAAAACACCACUGGCGUGUAAAUGAACGGCCAAAACGCAUUUUUUCGUUUUUAGUUGAAAACGGUGUCAAGUAAAUAGUAUGGUCAGCUGAAGAAUAAUUCUGUUUAAUAGCAUAACUUCAUUAUCCUUUUUUAUUGAUGACCUUUGUAACUGCUAAAGAAGAAAUACAGGUUCUAGUGUUUAUAUUUUAUUAUUUUUUUUAUUUUUUAAAUCCGUCCUUUUUAUGUGACACUCAAGCUCAUAGUUGAAGUCAACAUAAAGUCACUAUGUCCCUUUUUGUUACUAUAAUGUGACAAUUUUGAUUAAAACAGAAUUUUUUUAUUUAUUUUUUUUUAUAAAUUUUAUUCCUAGGGAAUUAAUUGAAUUAUGAAAAGUAGGCAUUCUCUACUAUACAUUAUAUGGACUACAGAAUAUUUAUAUAUAAAUAUUCUGUAGUCCAUAAGAUAUUUCGAAGGAAAUAAACAUUUGUUUUGGUAAACUCUCAUCAAAACUUGCUCUAUCUUUGAGACGUUCAUCCAUGUGAUAAAAGCGGAGUAAGACUGAACUAGUGGGUGGCACCAUUGUUUCAAUCCGUCUCACUUUAGGAUGUUGCUAAUAAACUAUACGUAUGAAUUACAUUUUGUGUAUGUAUGUAUGCAUGUACAUGUAUAUAAAUAUUCUUUAAAAUGUAAUUAAUAGGGACUUUAUUUGAGACAUCUCUAAGGCAUACAUAUAUAUAGCCUAUAUGCCUUAGAGAUAGAGCAAGUUAUUACAUUUUGAUGAAAGAUUACGAAAACAAACUUUUUAUUUUUUGGGGAAUAAUUUAUGGUCUGAUUAAGAUUAAUUAAAUCUGAAGUAAAUAGGGUUGAUUUUGAUUUUAUGUUGACUUUAAAUAUGAAGGGCAAGGGAGGACAAAUUUACAACUGUUAUAUAAUAUACAGCGCCUGUCCCUCGGCUGAGGAAAGGACAGCUGCGUGACUAAAACUGCUAGGAUCAGAGACAGAACACAGCAUGGGACAAGGCUCUUUGACUCCUUGAGAAGUCCUACUUUCACCCCUCCCACUGAAUUAGUUUUAGCUAGACGAUUUUGCCCCAUUAUUGUUGCCAUGCACACACUCACACCUACAGCACACGUAUAUCUGAAUGUAGCUGUGAACAUACAGACUAUUAAUGAAAACAUGGUCCAAAAUAUAUGCCACUGUGUACAAACUGCAUGUGAAUUUACAGCACCACUCACUUCUAUACUCGUUUACAGUAGCUGUUCUUGUUAAUGAGUGAUUUGUCUGGCGUUGGAUUCCAGGUGGUGCUUAAAAUAUUCUGUUAUUCAUGACAGAUGGUGUUAUCAGCGGGCAUAACUUCUGCCUGAUAAACUCUCUCCCAUUGUAGCUAAAUAUAUAACCAACAGGAAACCGCUGUAAACUAAAGGAUUUCAAAUGCAACAAUUAAAAGUAUGAACUCGAAUGGUCUGCUCUGUUUGGAUGGACCUUGGGCAGAAAAGGACACCUGCCUUGCUUUAGACUUUCGCAGGGACUUUCCUGAACUGGAAAUGGGGGACAAAGACAUGAAAAUGCUGCUGUAAAUUAUUCAUUUCUGGCAUGCAUUCUGCUGUUCAAAUAAAUGUCUCUUCUAAAGAACCUGUUUUAGAGGGGUGGACCGCUGGA
Megalobrama amblycephala (Wuchang bream) is the source of this 6821-nucleotide messenger RNA. It is a transcript of the gene sema3ab, whose product is annotated as sema domain, immunoglobulin domain (Ig), short basic domain, secreted, (semaphorin) 3Ab. Gene Ontology annotation, biological process: neural crest cell migration; positive regulation of neuron migration; motor neuron axon guidance. The record is from RefSeq and is a predicted model, not a curated record. Gene Ontology annotation, molecular function: neuropilin binding; semaphorin receptor binding; chemorepellent activity. Bases 1165 to 3870 code for a protein of 901 amino acids. Lineage: Eukaryota; Metazoa; Chordata; Actinopteri; Cypriniformes; Xenocyprididae. The transcript has 20 exons.